This is a messenger RNA of Porites lobata, 2061 nucleotides long. The record is from the annotation of a GenBank genome assembly. NCBI's taxonomy places the organism in Eukaryota, Metazoa, Cnidaria, Anthozoa, Scleractinia, Poritidae.
AUGGAUAUAAAAACCUUACUCCACAAUCUACACGACGAAGUGUCCUGUUCUGUGUGUUUGAACGCGUUCACUGACCCAAAGAUAUUGCCGUGCUUUCAUACAUUUUGUCUCCAAUGUCUGAACCAGCUUCAGCAAACGAGUGGCACUCAUGGGCAGAUUACAUGCCCAGAAUGUCGCACAAAGGUUCACAUUCCUGGCAGUGGGGAUCCAAAAGAGUUACCGACUAACUUUCGAAUGAACAGUUUGUUGGAUGUCAUGGCCAUUCAAAACUGCAACAGCACCGGUGUGAAGUGUGGAAAUUGUGACAAUACCAGCGCCCACAGUUUUUACUGUUUCAAAUGUUGCAUCUUCUGGUGCAAAGAUUGCAUUGGGGCUCAUAACAUCAUCCGCGCUAACAAAGACCACAGAGUGCUAGCGAUUAAGGAAUUUCAAGAUCAAGACAUCGAAGACGUGUUAAAGCGGCCGACGUUUUGUGAAAAGAAGCACCAUGAAAACGAAGAGCUUAAGUUCUUUUGCAAGAACUGUGAAGUCGCCAUCUGCAAUACUUGUGUUGUAACACUUCACGAAGGUCACGCCAAGGUGCUUCUACAAGAUGCUGCCUGUGAACGAAAGUUAUGGAUGGAGUCUACGAUGGAGUCUCAGAAAGAGAAAGCGCUUCAGAAGAGAAAUAAGAUCACUAGGCUUCAAAACGAGUGCACGAAAAUUCAAGCACAAGUGGCCGGCGUGAAAAGAAGUGCGCAGUGUUUUGCUGACAACAUGAUCAAACUCAUCGAAGAGAAGAAGCGGAAACUUUUUAAAGAAGUGGAAGACAAAGCUAAAGAGUCAAUCGAGAGUUUGGAAGAGCAACAAUCAGAACAAGAAAAUGAAUUAGCGCAGAUUGAGACAUCGAUUGCAGAAACUAAAACGUUCCUACAACGAAGCACCAAUGCCGAGAUUGUGCAGGUUAAGGUAGCCCCAGACCAGGAUCUGGCGGCGGUCAGUGACGAAGCUGAGCAAGUCAACAGUGACUUGAGAGACCUUGGCCACUUUUUCUUCGUCAGAAAUAAGGCUUUGAUAGAUAAAACUAACAGUGAAGGAGUUGGUUCACUGACACAAAUCAUCAGCAAAACGAAAUCGAGUAAUUCAAGUGCGGGAGGAAAAGGAAUUGCUGACGUAACUAUUGGACUGGAAGCAAGGUUUAUUUUAACAACACGAAAUUCUGAGAAUGAACAAUGCUACGAAGAGUUUGAUAACGUGGCAGUGGAAAUCAGAAAUGAUCAGGGCCAAAAUUGCACUACUGGAGCACAGAUUCAGGAUAACAAAGAUGGCAGUUAUAAUAUCAGGUACAUUGCUAAAGAAACCGGGUUAUGCAAAGUGUCAGUAACGGUAAACGGGGAACACGUUAGAGGCAGUCCGUUUGCCCUUGAGGUGAAGCCCAGGCAAUACAAACCUGUGUUGUCAUUUAGCGGUUCGACUUAUGGAACGUUUAAUAGACCUUGGGGCGUGGCAGCAAAUGAACAUAAUGAAAUUGCUAUAACUGAUAAAAAAAGCAACCGGGUUCAAAUAUUUAGUUGUGACGGAACUCUCUUAAGAUCGUUUGGAAGAAGGGGCAGUGGAGAAGGAGAAUUUAAGAGCCCUACUGGUAUUUCCUUUUUAAACAAUGGAAACAUUGUAGUGACCGACGGCAGUAAGCAUCAGCUGCAACUAUUUACCGGGCAAGGGGAGUAUCUUACCAAAAUUGGUAACCAAGGAAAUCUGGAUCAUCAGUUGGACGAUCCAUGGGGUGUAUCUGUGGACAGUGAUGGCCACAUCAUUGUUGCUGAUUUGAAAGAAAUCAAGAUCUUCACUGCCUGUGGCCAGUUCCUAAGAAAAUUUGGCGAAGAUUUUUUAAUUGAUCCCUGUCACUGUAUUCAGAAGGAUCAACAUCUAAUAGUUUCCGACCAAGGAGAUCACAGUAUCAAAGUAUUCGAUACAGAAGGUACUUUUCUUUAUAAGUUCGGCAGUAAAGGGGACGGGGAUGGGGAAUUCAGUAAGCCCCGUUGCUUAGCGAUUGACAAGGCAGGGCAUCUGAUGGUCUGUGAC